This is a messenger RNA of Hypanus sabinus (Atlantic stingray), 2490 nucleotides long. Its product is annotated as calcium-responsive transactivator-like. Gene Ontology annotation, cellular component: nucleus. The transcript is spliced from 9 exons. Gene Ontology annotation, molecular function: transcription coactivator activity. Gene Ontology annotation, biological process: positive regulation of transcription by RNA polymerase II. NCBI's taxonomy places the organism in Eukaryota, Metazoa, Chordata, Chondrichthyes, Myliobatiformes, Dasyatidae. The coding region runs from base 67 to 993 and encodes 308 amino acids. The record is from RefSeq and is a predicted model, not a curated record.
UCACUCACAGGGGAGGAGUCGCCGCCGACUGUCGGUCGGUCGGAGGGAGGAACUGCUGUCUCCGCCAUGUCUGUGGUAUUUGUGCCACAGCGGCUGCGGAGCAAAUGUGAAAUAAACCAGGCGACCAUCCAGAAGUUACUUGACGAGAACAACCAGUUAAUUCAGUGCAUUGUGGAGUAUCAGAACAAUGGCAAAGCUGCAGAGUGCACCCAGUACCAGCAGAUCCUGCAUAGGAACCUCAUCUACUUGGCCACAAUAGCAGAUUCCAGCCAGAAUGUGGCAAGUGCUCAUCCUCUGGUGCUCAACCAGCCAAUGGCAAUGGGGCCAGGAGUAAUGGAUCCUGUUGGGAGAGCUGGAGAUCCCAUGGGAAGUGGAACUCCUCCCCCUGGACAAGGGAACCCUCAUCAAAUGGCAGCUGGCACCCCCUUUCCCCAGGCUCACUGCCAACAGGUUGCGCCCGGCACCUCGAUGGGUUUACCAGUGGUUAGCCACGGCAAUGUGGGAAACUUCAACCAACCAGCUGCUCCCCCACAGAACAUGGCAGCCCAGGAGCAGAUGGGGGUGAGCAUGGGCUCGUCCCUGGCAACUCACCUGCAGCCAGGCUCUCACAAUCCAGCUCCACCACAGCAGCAAGGAUCCCAGGGAGAAUUCUUCAACCAGCAGUUCACCCAGUCGCAGGCUCCAGCUGACGGAAUGAACCUACAGCUCUAUCCAGAAGGUAACAACUGGUUUGGACCUCAGCAGGGGCAGUUCCAGCAGAACUCCAGUGCUCACCAGCAGACCUUCUUUCAGCAGUUCCCCAACCAGCAACCACUGACCAGCACGCCUCAGGAAUUUAAUUCUGCACAGAACUCUCAAGGACAAUUUAGAAGCUUUCAGCAAGAUCCGGGGCAACAAUACGCAGCAUACAGACCCCAACAACCUGCCGUAAAUGCAGCCCAGCCACAAGCCUUCCAGUAUGGGCAGGGAGCUGCCUUUGGAGGAUUCCAGUGACUGGACGUGGCCUGAAGGACUGCUCUCACUGCGGACACCGGCGCACCACGAUCGGGAAACCGGGGAGCCCCCUUUCCGCCUGGACACCUCCCUGGAAUGCUGAGCAGAAGCAGCACCCUGAAGACAGAGGACUGGGAUCACCCCCAACCCGCUCAGCCCCUCUUACCGCCACCUCCAGUUUGUGUCUGCCAUGGAAACCUCAGCAUCCCACAUGUGAUCACCUCCAUCCCCAUUCCCUCCUCUCCCACAAUCCACUUCUCCCGUCCCCCUCUCUCCCCCCCACCGUCCCCCUCUCUCCCCCCGCCAUCUCCCUCUCUCCUCCCGCCGUCUCCCUCUCUCCCCCCACCGUCUCCCUCUCUCCACCCCGCCGUCCCCCUCUCUCACCCCCGCCGUCUCCCUCUCUCCACCCCGCCGUCCCCCUCUCUCACCCCCGCCGUCCCCCUCUCUCCACCCCGCCGUCCCCCUCUCUCCACCCCGCCGUCCCCCUCUCUCCACCCCGCCGUCCCCCUCUCUCACCCCCGCCGUCCCCCUCUCUCACCCCUGCCGUUGCCUUCUAUCCCCUCAAUCCCUCCUGUCACUGAUCGCUCUCAGAUCAGGCAUACUCCUCCUCUCUUCCUCCAUCUUAUAAAUCUUUGCGAACCUAACAUUCACUGAAACGAACCAGCUCCAUCAGACUUCACUGCCUCUUCAGAUGGAGCGUCCCCAAUUUUACCAGCUUGCUGAUUAACAAAACUUCCCGACGUCUUCCCUCUCCUCUUUCAGCCGAGGAGUGGUUGGUUAACUUCUAAUGGGGCAUUGGCUUCUGAGAGCAUCUUGCCAGAGUUCUCUUUCCUGAGCCAGUCUUUCACAUUGUCUCCAGGUAUAGCCUAUCUUGAAAGAUCCUUCCUCUCCCAGGGAUGAGGUUGCUAGCCCCAUGCCCAACCCUCCUCCUUUCGCAGCUGGGCUUGCAACGUUCAUGGUGGUGCCUUCAUCACAAAUCCUCCUGCCACUGGAGAUCUCCUCCUCCCCCUCAACUCAAUCGAUCCCUGGCCUCUAGCAGUCUCCCGAGCAUGGAGAGCAGUGGCAGCCUCUACCACCCCUCUGGAGGACAGAGAGGGACCAAAUUCGUGAGCUGCAGAACCCUUGGCCUCAGCCAUGGAGACACUCUCACACCUGUAACCUAUGCCAUCCCCUCCUCUGUGUCCUGGGCUCCAAGUGAGGCUGAAAAUGCGAGCAAGUCCACUCAAGGCACAUCGCUAAUAAGACCAUGUUGGAAGAGGCCAUACCUGGGCAAGUGACCCUGGAAAGAAACCUGCAGCUGCUCACCCACUCUGGGGAUCAUUACAAAACGGUUUUAAUUUUGUAAAGUUAAUCAUUUGGGUAUUUGGUACUUUUUGGGGUGAUGUGAAGUUUAAAAUGGUUUGAAAGAGUGAGGUUGAAUUUGUAUCUGGGAAUAUGUUGGGUGAGAGAAAGGAAUUGUUAAAUUGCAGCUAAAUGAUUAAAGUUUUGUUAAUAACA